Molecule: messenger RNA, 825 nt
Organism: Iphiclides podalirius (scarce swallowtail)
Lineage: Eukaryota; Metazoa; Arthropoda; Insecta; Lepidoptera; Papilionidae
Source: the annotation of a GenBank genome assembly
AUGGCGGACGAUGCAUCGAGCAGUAGUGCUUGCACCGGUAACUUAGUUGAUAAUGCAGUUAAUCAAGAUGAGUUGAUUAUGAAACAGCAACGGGAGAUAGAAAAAGAGAUAUCAGAGACUAUACCUCUUGUCGGUGAACUUGAAGCUUUGUCGUCAUUAGAGAAAGAAUACACCGACGAUCCUAUUUAUCUGUUAAAAGUAAAAGAUCUCUCGUCUAAGUACAAAUAUAUUAGAAGAACGCGCCCUGAUGGAAAUUGCUUUUUUCGUGCGUUCUCUUAUGCUUAUUUAGAGCAUCUUCUCACUGAUAAAGCUGAAUACGAUAAGUUUUAUGAAAUAGCCAAAAACUCGAAGGAUAUUCUCGUUGCCUUAGGAUUCCCACAAUUCACCGUUGAAGACUUCUACGAGACAUUUAUGGAAGUGGUUCAGCGGGUAGGUGACCAAGCUGGAGGUUCAACAGAAGAACUAGAGUCUGUUCGCAAUGAACUGCAUGAUAAAUUUAACAAACAGGGCUAUUCAGACUACAUAGUUGUUUACCUCCGUCUUGUGACAUCUGGCCAGUUGCAGACACAACACGAUUUCUAUCAGAACUUUAUUGAAGGAUCUAGAACUGUUACAGAAUUUUGCAGACAGGAAGUGGAGCCCAUGUACAAAGAGUCUGACCAUAUCCACAUAAUCGCCCUGAGCAAUGCCCUCAAUGUAGGUGUUAGAGUUAAGUACAUGGACCGUGGGGAUGGCAGCCAGGUGAUUGCGCACGAUUUCCCCGAAGGCUCGCAACCGCUGGUGCAGCUUCUGUAUCGACCCGGCCAUUACGACAUCUUGUACGCG